AUGCCUGAGUUCUCAUCAAGCAUAGCUCCUGACGCCAAGGUUAGGGACUUCGUAUCGUCAUUCUACGCCAUCUCGGAUGACCCGACCAAGAAUGAGGAAUGGGUUGACCAUUUCAUGGCGGAUUCGACGCUCGUCAUGGGAAACGACGCCGUGAGGGGCGUUGAGGAAAUCCGUAAGCUCCGCGAGAAGAUGUGGGAGAAAGUGGUGGCACGAAAGCAUUCACCCGGCAAAGUCUUUGAGGGCUCGUUCCCGUCAAGCGGGCACACCAAUGCGUUCAUGCUAUCUGGUGACUUGGAGUAUAAGCUGAAGACAGGCGAGACGCAGAAUGUGUCGUGGGCGGCGUAUGCGGACGUAUGCGAGGUGGAUGGGCGGUUGAAGCUGAAGCACUACAGGGUCUGGAUCCAGAGGUGA
Pseudomassariella vexata is the source of this 411-nucleotide messenger RNA. RefSeq names its product putative fungal-specific transcription factor. Lineage: Eukaryota; Fungi; Ascomycota; Sordariomycetes; Amphisphaeriales; Pseudomassariaceae. The record is from RefSeq and is a predicted model, not a curated record. The transcript has 2 exons. The coding region runs from base 1 to 411 and encodes 136 amino acids.